AUGGCGCUCCAAGUGAACAUCCCUCCAGAAGCAUACACCGCAGACAGCAUCUCACUCCAUCCUCACGGUCCCACUGAAGAGGAUCUCGAAUCCAAAAGCGACAUCUCAACCUUACCGCCGACAGAAAGCCCGUACCCCGAUGGUGGGCUCGAUGCCUGGCUCGUCGUUCUCGGCGCUUGGUGCGCCAUGAUACCGUCCAUGGGCCUCCUGAAUACUCUCGCGAUUCUCCAAGCCUGGGUGUCCGAACACGAGCUCCAUGGACUUCCCGAGUCGAAGAUCGGCUGGAUAUUCAGUUGCUAUGCUUUUUUCCUCUAUCUGCCGGGAGUGCAGGUCGGUCCAAUCGUCGACAAGUAUGAUAUUCGAGUCGUGGUCAUUCCUGGGUCAAUUGGAAUUGUCACCUCUCUAGUAUGCCUUAGUUUCUGCAAAGAGUUUUACCAAUUCCUUCUUUCCUUCGGCGUCCUUGGAGGCAUAUCAGCAUCGUUCUUAUUUAAUCCCAGCGUGGCCGCCAUAGGCCACUGGUUCAAAUGUCGUCGGGCGUUUGCUGCAGGAAUCGCAUUUACGGCUGGAGGGUUGGGAGGUAUCGCAUUCCCCUUGAUAAUGAUGUACGUCGCGCCCGAGAUCGGAUUCCCAUGGACAAUGCGGAUCAUUGCGCUCAUCUGCGCCGUCGUCCUUCUCGUGGCCUGCAUCCUACUCCGAAAGCGUCUGCCGAACAAUCCCGCAGCCAGAACGACCAUCGACAUCAAAGCCUUGCGGGAUCCCAAGUUCGCAACGACAACUCUGGGCGUCUUCCUGAUCGAGUUCGCAGUCUUCAUACCGUACUCGUACAUCUGUUCCUACGCAUUGCACGCGGGAUUUGAGCCUCACGACGCGUACAUGCUGAAUGUGCUCCUCAACGUCGGUGCCAUGCCCGGCCGCGUGUUGCCAGGCUACGUCGCAGACAGAUUCGGCACAUUCAACACCAUGUGCGUCACGGCCUUCGUGUGCGCAACGCUCCUACUGACACUGUGGCUCACGGCCGGUGGGGAUGAACGCCGCGUGACGGCGUUCACGAUACUUUUUGGGUUUUGGUCCGGCGCGGCGAUCAGUCUCACGCCUGUGUCCAUCGCGCAGGUCAGCAAGGUGGAGGAUUUGGGCAAGAGGAGCGGCACGGCGUUUUGCAUUUCCAGUGUGGGCGCUCUGAUUGGUAUUCCCAUUGCCGGAGCCAUCCUGGAGAGAGACGGUGGUGAGUAUGUGGGCUUGAUUGUGUUUGCGGGCGUGGCCUAUGCAGUAGCUUUUGCGGCGUAUGUUUUGGCGAGAGUAGUCAGUGGAGGUUGGAGACUUGCGUUGUUCUAG
Aaosphaeria arxii CBS 175.79 is the source of this 1332-nucleotide messenger RNA. Its product is annotated as MFS general substrate transporter. Gene Ontology annotation, cellular component: fungal-type vacuole membrane. Lineage: Eukaryota; Fungi; Ascomycota; Dothideomycetes; Pleosporales. Bases 1 to 1332 code for a protein of 443 amino acids. The transcript has 3 exons. Gene Ontology annotation, biological process: transmembrane transport. Gene Ontology annotation, molecular function: transmembrane transporter activity. The record is from RefSeq and is a predicted model, not a curated record.